Papaver somniferum (opium poppy) is the source of this 1245-nucleotide messenger RNA. Its product is annotated as putative F-box/LRR-repeat protein At3g58920. NCBI's taxonomy places the organism in Eukaryota, Viridiplantae, Streptophyta, Magnoliopsida, Ranunculales, Papaveraceae. The transcript has 4 exons. The record is from RefSeq and is a predicted model, not a curated record. Gene Ontology annotation, molecular function: protein binding. The coding region runs from base 1 to 1245 and encodes 414 amino acids.
AUGGAGCUGGUUUUGAAGAAUGAAGAUAGAAUUAGUAUUUUACAGGAUGAUUUGCUUCUUAAGAUCCUUGAUUUGGUUGACAUGAAAACUGUAGUCAAAACCAGCGUUUUGUCCACAAGAUGGAGGUACGUAUGGAAAUCCGUCUCCGUUCUAAAGUUAGUCAUCCGCGAUCCAAGAACUAAAAAGGCACGUUCAUUUAUUAAUUUCGUUAACGCCGUACUCCUACUUAGGGAUAUCUCUGACACAAAGAAGUUCAUUCUUAUUUGGGACAGCACAUCUGAUGAAAUAGCAAAACACCUUACUAACUGGAUAAUCGUUGCUUUAAGCCGUCAUGUCCAAGAACUACAUAUAGAGAUCAGCAGUAGGUUGACAUUCAAGUUACCUCAUCAACUCUUCAUUUCCCAAACAUUAACCGAUUUGACCUUGGAUUUUUGCGAAGGCAAUUUAUCCUCUGAUAUUUUUCUUCCUGAUCCAAUGAGUCUACCUCGACUCAAAUCAUUGUCUCUUAAUUCAUUUAAUGGCGGUAGUGAUAUAAAGUGGAUCAAUAAGCUCUUGUCAAGCUGUCCAGUUUUAAAUUCCCUUGAGAUAAUGGAUAUGUGGGUAAGAGAUGAUGCUACGGGUGUAAAUGUUGAUUGUCCUGAAUUAAAGCAUCUGGAAAUAAUCAAUACCACUGAAAGUGUAAGUUUUAUGGCCAUGGUAAUCAAGUUAUCUACUCCGAAUCUCACUUCUUUCAUUUGUCAAGACUAUAUGUUACAAAAAUAUUCUCUAGAGAACCUUUCUUCUCUAGUCACAGCUAAUAUUCAUAUGAUGAGAGAAGGAGACGAAGAGGAAGAUGAAGACAAAGACGGGCUUUUUCCUAAGCGUGUGAUGAAAUUUUUGGUUGGACUUCAUAAUGUGAAAGAACUGACACUAUCACCGGCUGAUAUCCUUCAGGUUGUCUCAAGAGUUCCGGAUCUAAUGGAAUGCCAAUCCCCUCUAUUUCACAAUCUCCGACAUUUGGAGUUGGAAAUGUAUUUUACCAGACGUUGCUUGCGAACAGUGACUUGGUUGCUCAGGACCUCUCCUGCUGUGGAAACUCUUUUUAUUACAUCAGAGGAGUCCAAUGAAGAGGAAGACGAUGAAGCGAGUUCAUUAGUGCCCUGCCAUUUUCCUCACUUAAGGGUCAUGAAGAUCAGAAAGUUUAGAGGAUCUGACAAGGAGAUCGAGUUACUGAGGCAUUUUUUAGGCCAAUUGGCACGACCAUGA